AUGCAUGUAUGGGCGAGGCUACAGUCCGAGUACGUGGUACAAUAUCGUACACAUUGGCUACAAAAUGGCACCUAUCGCGAUGAGAUUAGGCAUGGAUACGCACUGGAGCCCAACCAUGGUGAAAUGAAAAAGUUUAUUCUAACACUUACGGGUUUGUAUCCAGACAGCAGACCCAACGCGGAUCAGGCCAUUCAAACUCUAAGCUCAUUAAAAUUGAAUAAUUUUAAUCUUGAUAUUAAAUCAAAAAUAACUGCAAUUGAGCAUGCUGGCAAAAUUAAACACACCAAUGAUUCUGGCGAUUCUGACAUUAAUAUGACCGAGUUGAGUUCAUACUUAAACAGCUUGCAGCAAAGUAGUGAUCGCGGUACUUUUCGUAAUGAGUUUGAUUGGGGUCAUCAAUUGGGCACUAAUCGUGAUGAUUGUAUGGCCAAAUUAAAAGAGAUACGCAUUUGGGCCAAAUUGGACACGGAUCAUUUUGUUCAGUACAGGCAUCAUUGGUUUGAUUAUAAAGCAAACAUGUAUACGCUUAACAUACAAAUGGAUCUGUGUUGGUUCAAUUUGGUUGGCGCUAUAAGACGAGUGCAUGACUAUGUCACUGGUGUGCCUGGUCAGUCCACACAACGAGCUUGUUACUUUUUAAUCACCGAGCUCGUUCAAGAAAUAUUUAAAGCCCUACAAAUUUUGCACGACCAAACACCCGUUAUAUUGCACCGUAAUAUUAAGCCGGAGAAUAUAUUAAUUAAGCAUGGUGCCAGUGGCCACAUGGUCAAAUUGGCCAAUUUUGGCAGGGCUACUCAGCACUUUAGUGACUCACAAACGCAUACUAUGGGCACCGGCAGUAGCAGGUUUACCAGUAGCAUCAGGCACAAAUAUAUGGCCUGGGAAGUUAAAGCUGGACGACAGUACGGGGUAAAAGCCGAUGUUUAUAGCAUGGGUGUUGUGCUCGAGGAUAUUUUCGCUGUAGAUCGAAACAGAAAGACUGCCGGCAAAAAGGAGCUCGAUAGAUGA
Messenger RNA from Medioppia subpectinata, 1008 nucleotides. NCBI's taxonomy places the organism in Eukaryota, Metazoa, Arthropoda, Arachnida, Sarcoptiformes, Oppiidae. The record is from the annotation of a GenBank genome assembly.